AUGCCAUAUAAACUGUCUGCACCUCUCAAAGAACAUACCUCAGAUGUUCGCGCACUGAGCUCACCCACGGACCAGCUUAUCCUCUCUGCCUCUCGUGACACCACAGCCAUCUCAUGGGAGAGAUCGCCUUCGGAUUCCAAGUUCAAGGCCGAGACUGUUCUGAGAGCUGGAUCUCGUUAUAUCAAUUCUGUAGCCUACCUUCCUCCGACGCCAGAUGCUCCUAAAGGAUACGCUGUCACUGCUGGCCAAGAAUGCGUAAUCAACAUCUUCAACCUGCAGACACCGAGGGACGAUCCAGAUUUCUGUCUUCUUGGACAUACCGAGAACAUCUGCUCAUUGGACGUGACUGCCGGCGGGACAAUCAUAUCGGGUUCAUGGGACAAAACCGCGAAAGUCUGGAAGAAUUAUAACUUGGCCUAUGAUUUGAAAGGCCACCAACAAUCUGUGUGGGCCGUGUUAGGGAUCGAUGAGGAUCAGUUUUUAACCGGAUCUGCUGACAAGACUAUCAAAUUGUGGCAACAGCACAAAGUUGUCCAGACAUUUACUGGCCAUCAAGACGCGGUGCGGGGCCUGGUGCUUAUUCCUGACAUCGGGUUUGCAUCUUGUUCAAACGAUAGCGAAAUCCGCGUCUGGACACUUGGGGGCGACGUCGUCUACACGCUCUCUGGCCAUACUUCCUUUGUCUACAGCCUAUCUGUUCUCCCAAAUGGCGACAUCGUUUCUGCAGGCGAGGAUCGUGCAGUACGUGUCUGGAAGGAUGGAGAGUGCUCGCAAACGAUCGUGCAUCCGGCCAUCUCGGUCUGGGCGGUAUCGACGAUGCCCAAUGGCGACAUCGUGAGCGGCUGCAGCGACGGUGUCGUGCGGGUGUUCAGCGAGUCCGAGGAGCGGUGGGCGUCGGCAGAGGCGUUGCAGGAUUACGACAAUCAGGUUGCGAGUCAGGCCUUGCCUAGUCAGCAGGUUGGCGAUGUGAAGAAGAGCGAUCUUCCUGGCCCCGAAGCGUUGAAUACACCAGGUAAAAAGUCCGGCGAGGUAAAGAUGAUCAAAAAUAACGAUCUUGUCGAGGCCUACCAGUGGGAUAGCACCGCCUAUACCUGGCAAAAGAUCGGCGACGUCGUCGAUGCUGUUGGUUCUGGUCGGAAACAACUGUACCAAGGAAAGGAAUACGAUUAUGUCUUUGACGUCGAUAUCCAAGACGGCGUCCCUCCUCUCAAACUACCUUAUAACGUUUCUGAAAACCCGUACGCUGCGGCACAGAGAUUCCUGCAGACUAACGAGAUCUCGCUGAACUAUAUCGACGAAGUCGUCAAAUUCAUCGAGAAGAAUACGGGCGGUGUGAAUAUAGGCACUGGAGGAGAAGAGUACGUGGACCCCUUCACUGGCGCAUCACGAUAUCGUUCUGCACCCUCGACUGCACAGUCAGCGGGCACAGGUCAAUAUGUCGAUCCGUUCACAGGAGCGUCGAGAUACGUUGCGUCGGGCAACACGUCGUCGACACCCUCGGCUGCGUCGUAUGGAGAUCCAUUCACUGGCGCUUCGCGAUACUCUGGUGCUGCAUCAGUGCCCCCUCCUGCACCAGCACCUGCUCCAGUGGCGGUUGCUAAAAUCCUUCCAGUGAAAACUCUGGUCACCUUCAAACAAGCGAACGUGUCCGCUAUGCAGUCAAAGCUGUUUCAGUUCGAUGAGGCGCUUCGGCACGAGAUCUCGACGUCUUCGCUAGCGAUGUACCCCGACGAGAUCACACUCCUAGAAGGAACAUUCAGCUAUCUCUCCCAAGGCACCGCCUCGCCUCCCAAGCGGCCCUCCAGCUCCCUCACCCACACGCACGUCGAAGCCAUCACCUCGAUCCUCGAGCGGUGGCCCUCCUCACAGCGCUUCCCCGUGAUCGACCUCAGCCGGCUCGUCAUCGGCUUCUGCCCCGACGCCUUCCGAGCAGCAGGGACGAAGGAGAAGUUUACAGAGGCGCUGUUCAAGGCGGCGGAAUGGAGCACGGCGUGGGCGCCUCCGUUGCCCAAGGCGAGGGAGACGAAUAUGUUGUUAUUGUUGAGGACGCUGGCGAAUGCAUUUGAGGGUGAAGCUGUGGAUGGAGUGUGGCUUGGACAUGUUCUGGAGACGCUCGCACAGGCGCCGUAUGCGGUGCUGAACAAGACACAGAGGGUCGCGUUGGCUACGAUUCUGUUCAACGCUUCGGUUGAGGGCCUUCGGAACGCGCUAAAUUCGUCCGUUCGGAAUCAGCUCGUGGCAUUGGUCAACAAGGUUCUCGAGUCGGAGACCGCGGACGCAGAGGCCAUUUACCGGACCUUGGUCGCUCUUGGGAACAUCGCGUAUGCAGCGAAGGCGAAUGGUGCACCGCUUCCCGCACCGCAAGUGGGCGAGAUCUCGCAGUGCUUGCAGUCGCUGCCGAAACAGUUCUCUGACCCGAGGAUCCACAACGUCGUUGCCGAAAUCGGCGCCCUGCUGUAA
Cyclocybe aegerita is the source of this 2460-nucleotide messenger RNA. Lineage: Eukaryota; Fungi; Basidiomycota; Agaricomycetes; Agaricales; Hemipholiotaceae. The record is from the annotation of a GenBank genome assembly.